Messenger RNA from Phoenix dactylifera (date palm), 4383 nucleotides. RefSeq lists its product as uncharacterized. The record is from RefSeq and is a predicted model, not a curated record. Gene Ontology annotation, biological process: mRNA processing. Lineage: Eukaryota; Viridiplantae; Streptophyta; Magnoliopsida; Arecales; Arecaceae.
AUGCCGCCCACCGGUACCGCUCGGACGCGAGCUCUAUUAUGCCGACGAGUGUACCCUUCUCUCGUCAUCUGAACGAGGAGCGAGAGAGAGACGGGGAGAAAGCGGCGGGCGAGCGCUGGCGAGCUAGGGUUAGGGUUCUUGGGCGGCCAAUGGAGUUGCCUGAAUCCUUGAACCUACUCUCGGCUCACCGAUCCGAUGGCAACCGAUCCCUAGCCGCCUGAGUUCAAGCUCGCACUCUCUGCCGCCGGUUUGUUUCUUCUUGACUAGGGUUAGGGUUCCAGAUUCUUCGUCACAUUAGGUCUCUCUUCUUGGUUUGAUGGGGGAGCCAAGGAUGGAUGAUGAUAUGGAUGAUUUCGGCGAUCUCUACGGCGACCUCGAGGAUCGCGUAAAUGCCGGCAUCUUCCGCGUCCAAGAAAAUCAGUAUUCCUCCUCGGCUGAGAGAAAUAUGAGCAGCCCGAAGCCUGGGGAAUUCGAUUCGAUCAGCGAGGAGCUCAGCGAGGAGCACAGCUCGGAUGAUCGGAUUGGUGAAGCCAAUGAGAGGGCGGUGUCUUCCAAUGGGGGUAACGAAAGCCUGGCUUUUGGAGCGCAGGAGAGUGGAAACAGCAGUGACAGUGAAGAUGAUCUCCAUAUAGUUUUGAAUGAAGAUGAUCGUCUGAAGUCGGCACCUUCACAAAGAGAGAAUCUUGGGAGUGGGGGCGCGGCGGUGGGAGAGGGCGAGGGAGAGAAAGAGGAUGAGGAUUUGGUGAUUCUUUAUGGUCCUGAUGGUCUGCAGAAAACUCACAAGUGGGGAGACCAGCUGUUGUCGCCCACUGAUGGGAUGGUGCAGGGUAGCACAGAAAGAGGAGGAGCAGAAAAGGGUAGCUACUAUAGCUGGUAUGUAGGAUCUGAUCAAGGACGAAUCUCCUAUAAUGGAAAAAAUUCAAUAUCUGCAAGAGGUGUAUGGGAUCAGCUGAUGAUGCCAUCUUCAGGGGGUACUGCAUCCUGCAGUUUAAGCAUUCCUGCAUCAGCUCAAAAUGGAUAUGGUUUCACUUUGCCUCGAAAUAGGACCAUUUUUGAUAUAAGUAUUGAAGCAUUUGAGCAGAAACCCUGGAGGCGACCAGGAGCGGAUAUAACAGACUACUUUAACUUUGGCUUGGAUGAGGAUAGCUGGAAAACUUACUUCCAACAGUUGGACCAGUGUAGGCAACAAGCGACAAUGUUUACCCAAUUCCCAUUCUAUAAGUUAUCAAGGCAGAAUCAGGUUCUUGAAUCUGAUCUGGGAUCACCUAAAGCUAUGUUAACUAAGGCUGCUCAAUGGGAACAAAGGAAAAAAAGUUUCUUACAUAUGGAGAAUGUAGAAAGGAGAUUAAUGGGGCUUCAGAUGCCAAAGGGUAGAGCAAUUCAAGUUGAAAGUGGAGUUGGAGAACGCAUACCAUCGGCAGACAUAAGGCGACCAAGACACCGUGAUUCUGAUGUAGUGAUACAGAUUGCUAUGGGUGGUUCUAUGGAGAAUGUGUCAGUUCCAUGUGAGGGAGAACUUAAACAUGCGGAGCAAGGACAUGGUGAUUGCUCAAUGUUGGAAUAUGAGAAUGAGCCAAAUGAAGGAAUGUGGUCUCUAGACUAUGAUGGUCAAGGAUGUUGGGAAACUACCGAUCCUCUUGUGCGUUUCUAUCCUGAGGUGGCAGAAACUAAUUUAAAGGGAGCUGCCGAUGAAGUUAAAGAGAAACUGGAUUACUCGAAGGAUGAAAGUGAGGAUUCUUUGAGAGUGGAUGACUCACUGAUGGAAGUUGAAAUUGCUUCUGGGGUUCAAGUUAUGCAUAGUCUCAGUUCGGGUGAUCUUGAUAGCCAUUCUGGAGCAUUCAAGGAUGAUGGCUGUUUGAAGAAAAUUCAUGCUGCCAUCAGAAAGACAUCUUUGGACUCAGGGACUGCAAUGCAAGAAUCAGUUAGAUCUGAUUGUUAUCUUUCAAAUGAUUCCGGAAUCAAUGCAACUAAAACAGAGAUAGAAGAUAUUAAACGUAACACUUGUGACUGUUGCCUCUCUCCAGAAGGUCACAAUGGUUGCAGUAGAAGUGGACACAAUGUCAUCUCUGAAUUGAAUAUACCUGCAGACAAUGAACAAGCUUCUAGUCAGUUUCCUAGGAAGCCCCAGAAUGAUGUGGAUCCUUUUGAGGUGAGCUAUGGGAUAGGGGAAAGUAAAUGUGAUCACAGCACUGAUAUAAGAGGACAUUUGUCUUCUAAUAAAGAAACAAAAAUGUCAGUAAGUUACAAGAGUAGAAAGUAUGCUGAAAAGCAUGAUAGUGAAAAAUCUUCUUCUAAAUCUUAUCACAAGAAGGGAGAUCAUUAUAAUCAUCCUAGGAUAAACUGGGAUAAGAGAGACUGUUUUGAGCAAAGUGCUGCUGGUGGGGAUAGUGCAAUAAAACACCGUGAACACUACUCUCGUGAAUGGCAUCAUGAUGAUCGAAGGGAAAGAGUUGUUCGUCAUGAGCAUUCUGAUGAAUCAAUUUCAGAAUGUGGUUCCAUUUUCUUGGGAAAGGAUUCAAGUUUGAGGCAUAAAAAGGACAGGGAGAAUGAACAUCUCAUCCGGACAGAUGCUGUAAAUUAUGAAAAAAGAUGUAGAGAAAAACAUGUACAAGAGAUGCACAGAAGACAUAUAGCCAGAUGCGAUAGGGAAGAGGGGAUCUUUGAUCACAGGUUCCGUAGAGCUGCACCUUGCAGUGGCAGAGAAGAAAGAGCCCUUGAAAGAAGAGACAACUAUGAUCGAAGUUCAUGUUUUGACUUGUAUGGAUCAAAUAAGUAUAAUGAAUAUGAUGCCAAAAGGUUGAGACAUCUUGAUGGGCGGCUGCUGGAUUCUCAAACGUAUGAACACCAUUUUGAGGAUGAAAGAGGUUGGCAUGAUGCCAGUCCACUAAGAAAUCACUUAUGUCGGUCAUGCAGGUCACAUGAAAAAUUCGUGGAUCACAGGAAACAUUUUGCUCUUAGAGAGAUAGAGUCCAGGUAUGAGAAAUAUGAAUGUUGUUUUGUUCCAAGCAGCAAGGAUUGCCAUCAUUCAUCUUAUGAAAAUAAUGACAACAAAUUUCAUGAUGAUGAACACAUCACUGAAGAAAGAGGUACAUACGUUGAUGGCAUUGUUCGUGAGAAAAGAUAUGGUCGGCUUGCUAAGCCCAAACCUGAUACUGAUGACAAAGUCUCUUUUAAGCAUGGAGAUCCCAAUUUGUCUUCUAGGGAGGAAUCUUUUCUCUGUGAAAGGAGUUCAAGAAAUGAGAAGAGUCUUGUUAAGCAUCAUUUAGUCGGUGGUAGAAAAUUUUCUGAUGACUGCCGAUUAAGCAAUGCUCGAAAGGAAUUAGUUAAUGAAAGAACUCAAAGAAGUUCUGCUUCUGAGGCAAGGGAACAUGGUAAGUUUGUUUUGCACAAUUUUGAUAAGGGAAGGCAUGAGCUGGCAACUUUAGGUCGCAGCGAGGCUGUUAACAUGCAUCUGAAUGGUUUGAAAAGAAAGUUCCACAAAAGAGGUAAUGAAUUUACAGUUGCAAGUGAAGUCCACAGAGUUGUGACUGAGACAAUAGAUGAAAAACAGAAGGAUUCCAGGCAUAUUGAAGAAGUUCGCUUGUUGGAGGUUCCUCUCCAUGUCCCAAAAUCCGAAGGAACCCAUAAUCGCCCAGCUAGCUUGAAGGAGAGAGUGAAAGAGUUAAAGGAACACUCAGAUGACCACUUUCUUAAGAACUGUGAAGACAAACAUCUUAUUUCACAAAGUAAUGAUGUUGAUGAUAUUGAAGAGGGCCAACUGAUAGAAGAAUCUGAUGAUCAACAUGUGGGUUUAACGACAGAAUAUUGGAAUCCUGAGAAAAAAGUAGCAUUCCCUGCUGUCGAAGCAAGGCGGUCAGCUCAUUUAGAAGAGAAAAGCACACAAGCAAAAGAAUCCACUCCAGAUAAUAAGAUAUAUGGGUUUUUUGACAGCAAUCGUAUACUUGAGACACUGGCAAAGAUGGAAAAGCGCAGGGAACGGUUCAAAGGGCCACUUGCUCUGAAGCAAGGACCUGAGAAGACUCUGAAGCCACAGCUGGAGCUUGCAACUGUAACUGAUGAACUUAAACAACAGAGGCCUGCCAGAAAACGGCGGUGGGGGGGCAUGCAGUGAUCGGACCAUUCAUCUGAGUGGACCAUUAUGGUGGCUUUGUCCCCUGGAGUAUCUGUGAGAACUGCUUAUUGCAUUUCCUGUGAAGUUGAAUAAUCUCCAAUGAAGUUGAUGAAAGACAAAGUGCUCCUGAUGCUAUACUGCUAAAUUCUUUUUUUCUCUUUGAUGUAUAUCAUUAUUUCUUUAGUUUACUGCGUAUUACAGUUCAUUGAAUGUAUGUUGGAUUGCUGUUUAAUUUUAUUAAAAAAGUUGUACAGCUUAAGGUUUUGCUUUAA